Salvelinus namaycush (lake trout) is the source of this 1251-nucleotide messenger RNA. RefSeq names its product distal-less homeobox 5a (gene dlx5a). The record is from RefSeq and is a predicted model, not a curated record. Gene Ontology annotation, biological process: embryo development; regulation of transcription by RNA polymerase II; cell differentiation. Gene Ontology annotation, molecular function: RNA polymerase II cis-regulatory region sequence-specific DNA binding; DNA-binding transcription factor activity, RNA polymerase II-specific. The coding region runs from base 231 to 1091 and encodes 286 amino acids. The transcript is spliced from 3 exons. Lineage: Eukaryota; Metazoa; Chordata; Actinopteri; Salmoniformes; Salmonidae.
GCGAGUUGGGGUGUAUGCUGCCUGCGCGCCUUGGCCAAUGGAACCAGAUCCUCCCUGCAGUGCGUAAGAGCGCAAUUUAGGAUUUAACCAGGUCUUUGCUGUGGGGCUGGCAGCAGUUCGAGAGAGCCCGUCGGCGAAAGCACACAUCACACAAUGCAAGUGUAGUCUUCACUCAGUCUUCAGACGUCUCAGUGGAAACAGACUUCCCUUUAACGUUGCUGCUUCGAACUAUGACUGGAGUAUUCGACCGAAGGAUUCCGAGUAUCAAACCUGCCGACUUCCAGAACCCUUUUCAGCUUUCCACCACCAUGCAUCACCCGUCUCAGGAAUCUCCUACGCUACCCGAGUCUACGGCCACGGAUUCUGGCUACUACAGCCCUGCUGGAGCAGUGCACCAUGGCUAUUGUUCGCCUAACUCCACCUCGUAUGGGAAACCGCUCAAUGCCUAUCAAUACCAGUACCACGGCGUAAACGGAUCUGCGGGAAAUUACCCUGCAAAAACAUACCCAGACUACAGCGCAUACACAGCCUCUGCUUACCACCAAUAUGCUGGAACUUAUAGCAGAGUACAACCACAACCAUUAAGUCCACAAGAAAAAGAGGUAGCAGAACCUGAAGUGAGGAUGGUAAACGGAAAGCCCAAGAAAAUCAGAAAACCAAGAACAAUCUACUCCAGUUUUCAGCUCGCCGCCCUGCAGCGGAGAUUUCAGAAUACACAGUACCUCGCGCUGCCGGAGAGAGCAGAGCUCGCGGCUUCGUUGGGACUCACGCAAACGCAGGUCAAAAUAUGGUUCCAGAACAAAAGGUCGAAACUGAAGAAAAUCAUGAAGAACGGCGAACUCCCACCGGAACACAGCCCGAGCUCCAGCGAUCCCAUGGCUUGCAACUCUCCUCAUUCACCCGCCGUCUGGGACACGCAGGGCCCGUCCAGGCCUCACAGCCACCAGGCACAGAACAACAACUCGGCGGCAUCCACCUUUUUGGAAAACUCCGCCUCUUGGUACUCCGCGGCUGGUGCCAUGAAUUCUCACCUCCAGGCCCCCAACUCGAUACAGCACUCUUUGGUUCUCGGAUCGGGGACGUUAUACUGAAACCCAGUUCAACAAAUAUUUCAUUGUAUGGGACUCGUGUUUAAAAGAUUCAGAGGAAUAUGCAAUGUAUUGAUGACAGUCAUAGAAGAACGUGUAUAAUGUGUAAAUGUGUGCAUGUAAUUUAUUGCAUUUUGGAAGACUAAUUAAACGUUUUAAAUGG